Messenger RNA from Rhodamnia argentea, 1557 nucleotides. RefSeq names its product probable polygalacturonase. Gene Ontology annotation, molecular function: polygalacturonase activity. Bases 82 to 1497 code for a protein of 471 amino acids. The transcript has 6 exons. Gene Ontology annotation, biological process: carbohydrate metabolic process. NCBI's taxonomy places the organism in Eukaryota, Viridiplantae, Streptophyta, Magnoliopsida, Myrtales, Myrtaceae. The record is from RefSeq and is a predicted model, not a curated record.
AUACUCCCCAUCUGUCACUCCCACUCUGCAAAAAUAACUCCAAACCGUAUCCCCCUACCACAUCCGUCGAACUCGCCCAGGAUGAUGAGGACGACGUCGCUCCUCGCGGUGGCGUUUCUGUUGCUGUGGGCUUAUGGAGGGGCGGAGGGAAGGAAGGUGAGGAGAUUGGACGCGCUGGAGUACGCGGCGAUGAGUUGCCGAGCGCACAGCGCGUCGGUGACCGAUUACGGGGCCGUCGGGGACGGCGCGACGUCGAACACCAAGGCCUUCCAGGCCGCCGUGGAUCAGCUGAGCCAGUUCGCGUCCGACGGCGGCGUCCAGCUGUACGUCCCCGCGGGGAGGUGGCUGACGGGGAGCUUCAGCCUCGUCAGCCACUUCACGCUCUACCUCCACCGCGACGCCGUUCUCCUGGCUUCUCAGGACAUGACAGAGUGGCCUGUGCUCAAACCAUUGCCAUCCUAUGGCAGAGGAAGGGAUGCAGCUGCCGGGAGGUAUCAAAGCCUCGUCUUCGGCACCAAUCUCACUGAUGUUAUCGUCACCGGGGACAAUGGGACUAUCGACGGUCAAGGCGCCUUCUGGUGGCAGAAGUUCCAUGGCGGCAAGCUGAAAUACACCCGCCCCUACCUGAUCGAGUUCAUGUACUCCGAUACCAUCCAGAUCUCGAACUUGACCCUCCUCAAUUCACCAUCCUGGAAUGUUCACCCUGUCUAUAGCAGUAACAUUCUUGUGCAAGGCAUCACCAUUCUCGCCCCGGUCAAGUCCCCGAACACCGACGGGAUCAAUCCAGAUUCAUGCACAAAUGUGAGGAUAGAAGACUGCUACAUAGUCUCAGGGGAUGAUUGCGUCGCGGUCAAGAGCGGAUGGGGCGAGUACGGCAUCGCUUUUGGAAUGCCGACGCAGCAACUCGUGAUCCGAAGGCUCACGUGCAUUUCGCCCUACAGUGCUACCAUCGCCCUCGGCAGCGAAAUGUCCGGAGGAAUCCGAGACAUUAGAGCUGAAGACAUUGUCGCCAUCGACACCGAAUCGGGCAUAAGGAUCAAGACCGCCGUAGGAAGAGGAGCCUAUGUCAAGGACAUCUAUGUGAAAAGGAUGACUAUGCACACCAUGAAAUGGGCUUUCAAAAUGGAUGGCGAUUACAAAUCGCAUCCAGACGGCCAUUACGAUCCGAACGCACUCCCGGUGAUCCAGAACAUCAACUAUAGGGACAUGGUGGCCGAAAAUGUCGGCGUCGCCGCUAGAUUCGACGGAAUCACGGGGGAUACAUUCACCGGAAUUUGCAUCGCGAACGUGACGCCGGGCAUGACCGCCAAGCACAAGAAGUACCCAUGGACUUGCACAGACGUCCAAGGGAUGACAAGUGGGGUCACGCCGCCCCCGUGCGACUCAUUGCCGGACCAGGGGCCGGAGAAGAUUACGGCUUGCGAUUUUCCGGCCGAUACUCUGCCUAUUGAUGAAGUAGAACUCAAGCAAUGUAGUAACAGGAUAAAUUACUUCUGAGUUCUCAUAAACUCAUGUUACAAUAUAUCUGCCUUUCUAAUAGAAAAGCUUCUCUCUGAA